AUGGCUAUUUCCAAGGUCUACGCUAGAUCCGUGUACGAUUCCCGUGGUAACCCAACCGUCGAGGUUGAGGUGACCACCGAGAACGGCACUUUCAGAUCGAUUGUUCCAUCCGGUGCUUCCACCGGUGUCCACGAGGCUCUUGAGUUGAGAGACGGUGACAAGUCCAAGUGGUUGGGCAAGGGUGUGACCAAGGCCGUGUCCAACGUCAACGACAUCAUCGCUCCAGCUUUGCUAUCCGCCAACGUCGACGUCAAGGACCAGAAGGCCGUUGACGCUUUGAUGUUGACCUUGGACGGCACUCCAAACAAGAGCAAGUUGGGUGCUAACGCCAUCUUGGGUGUCUCCAUGGCUGUUGCCAAGGCUGCUGCUGCUGAGAAGAAGGUGCCAUUGUACCAGCACUUGGCUGACUUGGCUGGCUCUUCCACCACUCCAUUCGUGUUGCCAGUUCCAUUCUUGAACGUUUUGAACGGUGGCUCUCACGCCGGUGGUGCUUUGGCUCUACAGGAGUUCAUGAUCGCCCCAACCGGUGCUGAGUCUUUCUCCGAGGCUUUGAGAAUGGGCUCUGAGGUCUACCACAACUUGAAGUCUUUGACCAAGAAGAGAUACGGUGCCUCCGCCGGUAACGUCGGUGACGAGGGUGGUGUUGCUCCAAACAUCCAGACUGCCGAGGAGGCUUUGGACUUGAUUGUCGACGCCAUCAAGGCUGCCGGCUACGAGGGCAAGAUCGACAUUGCCUUGGACUGUGCUUCUUCCGAGUUCUUCAAGGACGGUAAGUACGACUUGGACUUCAAGAACCCAGAGUCCGACUCUUCCAAGUGGUUGUCUGGCCAGGAGUUGGCUGACCUAUACAAGAAGUUGGUCGAGAAGUACCCAAUUGUCUCCAUCGAGGACCCAUUCGCUGAGGACGACUGGGAGGCUUGGUCUCACUUCUACAAGAACGCUGGUGUCCAGAUUGUCGCUGACGACUUGACCGUCACCAACCCAACUAGAAUUGCCACUGCUAUUCAGAAGAAGGCCGCCGACGCUUUGUUGUUGAAGGUCAACCAGAUUGGUUCUUUGACUGAGUCUAUCCAGGCCGCCAAGGACUCUUUCGACGCCACCUGGGGUGUCAUGGUCUCUCACAGAUCUGGUGAGACUGAGGACACUUUCAUUGCCGACUUGGUUGUCGGUUUGAGAACCGGCCAGAUCAAGACUGGUGCUCCAGCCAGAUCUGAGAGAUUGGCCAAGUUGAACCAGUUGUUGAGAAUCGAGGAGGAGUUGGGCUCCAAAGCUAUCUACGCUGGUAAGAAGUUCCACAACGCUAACAAGUUGUAA
Messenger RNA from Eremothecium gossypii ATCC 10895, 1314 nucleotides. Its product is annotated as phosphopyruvate hydratase ENO2. Gene Ontology annotation, molecular function: magnesium ion binding; phosphopyruvate hydratase activity. Gene Ontology annotation, biological process: glycolytic process. Bases 1 to 1314 code for a protein of 437 amino acids. The record is from RefSeq and is marked provisional. The transcript has a single exon. NCBI's taxonomy places the organism in Eukaryota, Fungi, Ascomycota, Saccharomycetes, Saccharomycetales, Saccharomycetaceae. Gene Ontology annotation, cellular component: phosphopyruvate hydratase complex.